ACUAUAAAUUUACGUUGAAUUUUUAAUUACAUUAAAAAUUUAAAUCAAAAGCAUUUAGUACACAAAGAACAUUUGCGUUAAAACCGAAGUGAUUUUAUUGUUCCUUCCCUUUCGAAGAGCUAAUAUUUUAUCGAGUAGUUUAUCAAGUAUGAUUUUUCAAUCCAGUCCAGUAUAGUCCAGCUUAUGUUUUGUAAUCAACAGCUGUUUCUGGCUGCGUGCCAAUUGAAUCUAAAAAUAACUCACGAUUCGCUUAUUCACGCGUUUCUCCAAUUUGUUCCUAUUUAUCGCGAGUAUCAAAGUUUAAAAUAGUGAUAAUGGAUCGCCAACAUUCAAGUCUUCAUGGAUCUUUUAGAAGUAAAGAUUCCUCAUCCACUACAGGAAGUGAUCCAAGAGAGAAAAUUAAAGACUGUCUAAGAAAAUUCAUUGCUUUUAUGUUUACACAAGUGGGUGUCGGUGCCUUGGUUGUUUGCUAUGCUAUACUAGGUGCAGCUAGCUUUAUGCAUAUAGAAAAAGAUAGUCCUGAUGAGCAGUUGGAAAAUGUUAAACAAUGGAGAAAAAGCUGCGCAGAGGAACUUUGGAAUAUAACCGUAAACAAUAACAUAUUCAAUGAGACCGCUUGGGAAAUAAAUAUAAACAAAGUGCUGAAAGUUUUUCAGAGUAAUAUAACAGGAGCAGUACAUACAGGCUACAAUGGCAGGUCUGCAGAAGAUAUCUGGUCAUUUCCUGCAGCACUAAUGUACUCAUUAUCAGUGUUUACGAUGAUUGGGUAUGGAAAUAUAAUACCAAAGACUGUUUGGGGUAAAAUUGUUACUAUAGCCUAUGCAUGCUUUGGUAUACCGAUAUAUAUUUUAUAUUUCUGCAAUAUGGGCAAAGUUCUUGCACAGUCAUUUAAAUGGCUUUAUAUAACUGCUCAUGAAUGUAGCAGACGAGAAGAUGCUAUGUUUGAAGAAGGAGAGAUACAACAGAUUAAACGUAAAAUUACAGUACCAUCGACAGCUUGUCUUUGGGUGAUAUCUUUUUAUAUAUUAUCUGGAACAAUUAUGUUUGGUGCUUGGGAGAAAUGGAAUUAUUUAGACUCGACAUACUUCUGUGUGAUCAGUUUGUGUAAGAUUGGGUUUGGUGACUUUGUUCCUGGAGCUAAUAUCACGGAUUCAGCAGGAGGCUCUCAUUUGAAGUUGGUUAUUAAUUUCAUAUAUGUUCUACUGGGUAUGGGUCUUGUUGCGAUGUGUUAUAACUUGAUGUGCGAGGAUGUGAGAGUCAAGGUGCGGGAACUGAGAGAAGAUCUCAAAAAUUGUUUGGAUGAUAUCACACUAAAGAUUACUGUAUGUAUGAAUGAUACGAAAUAUUACCAUCAGAAGCAAACACGUCAUAUAAAGUAAUGUGAAUUAAAAAUCUAGAAUAAAUGAACAUUUUUUUAUAUGAAUAAACAUAUGUUUAUUUUUAGAAAUACUU
Papilio polytes (common Mormon) is the source of this 1452-nucleotide messenger RNA. RefSeq names its product TWiK family of potassium channels protein 7. The transcript has a single exon. Gene Ontology annotation, biological process: stabilization of membrane potential; potassium ion transmembrane transport. Gene Ontology annotation, molecular function: potassium ion leak channel activity. Lineage: Eukaryota; Metazoa; Arthropoda; Insecta; Lepidoptera; Papilionidae. Bases 315 to 1379 code for a protein of 354 amino acids. The record is from RefSeq and is a predicted model, not a curated record. Gene Ontology annotation, cellular component: membrane.